Messenger RNA from Elaeis guineensis (African oil palm), 2202 nucleotides. The record is from RefSeq and is a predicted model, not a curated record. Lineage: Eukaryota; Viridiplantae; Streptophyta; Magnoliopsida; Arecales; Arecaceae.
GCGGGGAAAGGGAAAAGAACGAGAGGGGUUUUUGUUUUCUUUCGGGCCUUUUGGUCCCUUUCUACUUUGUUAGAGAAAAAUAAUAAAAUAAAGGCGGGGACGAACGGUGAAGGGCUUCCUUCUCCUUUAUAUCUCCAAAGAUCACAUUUUUUAAUCAUUAAUCAAUACUUGCAUCCCAUAAACCAUUGCACCAGUAUAUAGUCACACUUGAACGAACACCCUCUCCGACGAGAGAAAGCUCCCAAAUCCCUUCUCUCUCUCUCUCUGGGUUUAGGGUUUUGGAUGUUUUCUGGACAGGAAAGGGGGCAGAGGAUUCUCGCAGAAAAUUAGAAGAGGCUUAAGACACACAAGUCUUCCUAAUGGGCAGUGGGGAGGUGAAUACUCCAACCAAAACUCAGAAGCCAACUUUUACACAGGAACAACCACCUAGCAGUCCUGCUAUGGUUUAUCCUGAUUGGGCUUCAUUUCAGGCAUAUUAUAAUGCUUCUGGAACAAGUCCUAUGCCUCCUCCGGGGUUUCUCCAUUCUCAUGUGGCAUCGAGUCCACAAGGGUGCCCAUAUAUGUGGAGUCCACAGGUAUUUGCUAUUGUUACUGUUUGCCAUAAUUUUUAUAAUAUAUAAUUUAGUUUUAGGUGGAUGCUGCAAUGAUGCAUGUCUCAGCUUACAAAGGACAGGGUUUUCCUCCAAAAAGAAAGGACAGGUUUCGUUGGUACCCCAGUUCAGAUUAACUUUGUUAUUAAGUGGAAGAUUGUGCUCAAUCCCGGAAUUGGAUCAUAUCUAAUGUUUUGCUUUGGCAGCAGAUAAUUUCUCCAUAUAGGACUCCACCAUUUGUUUCUAUGUAUCCACAUGGGGGGAUCUUAUCAAUACAGCCCUUAUCCAAUGCCAUCAACAAAUGGGAUUGCAGAAGCUUCUGUUGCUGGAGCUAGCGGCACAGAAACAGAUGGUAAGUUGCAUGGAGGUAAGGAAAGGAGUCCUCUAAAGAAAUCCAGUGGAAGCUUAGGAAGUCUAAAUAUGCUUACAGGCAAGGUUAAUAAAACUGGUAAAGCAUCCAGUGGAUCUGCUAAUGGUGUCUUUUCACAAAGUGGUGAGAGUGGAAGUGAAGGUUCGAGCGAAGGAAGUGAUGCCAAUUCUCAAAAUGGUUCCCGUCUAAAGCAUGGUUCUGAACAUGGUUCGGGUGAUGAGGAAGCCCAGAAAGGCAGAACUGGUCAAACCACAUCAAAUGAAGUAACACAAACACUGUCUACGCCAAUUGUAUUGAACCCAACUGUGCCCUUUGUGACGAUCCCACCAGGUGGCCUUGUUGGUCCAACCACCACCCUGAACAUUGGGAUGGACUACUGGGGAGGGUCUGCCUCUGUUUCUGCAGUCCGAGGCAAAGUGCCUAGUGCCCCAUCUACAGCACCCUUUGUUCCAUCUAGACUUGCAGGUUCACGAGACAAAGUUCCACCUGAUCCUUCGAUACAGGAUGAAAGAGAACUGAAGAGACAAAAACGAAAACAAUCUAACAGAGAAUCUGCACGCCGCUCACGGUUACGUAAGCAGGCUGAAUGUGAAGAACUGGCCAAUCGUGUAGUGACUCAAAAAGAGGAAAAUAAUUCACUCAAAGAAGAAUUGAAGCGAAUGCGUGGGGAGUGUGAUAAAUUGACUUCAGAAAAUGCCACUCUUGCUGAGAAACUUGGAAAACAUUUGGGUGAUGAAUCAAGAUCAGAUGAACAAGUAGAUUCUGUUAAUGGAGAUGGCUGAUAGUGGAUAAUUUGAUUUAGUCCAUGAUGUUGUGUACAAGGGAGCCUCGUAGGGUCAUUGUAUUGAGGAACAUAGGUGAUUGCUGACAGGUUUCUAACAGAAGGUGCUAAUAAGUGCAUCAUCUGAUUGAUGUGGAAGGUUAGGCAGGCUUUUGGUCCAUCCACUGUAAUUCUUUUUACGUGAAUCUCAAGCUUAUUUGUAACAAAUAUGUAGUCUUGAUGGAGCUGGCCAACUUUUCAUGGCACUGGAUCUUCAUCGACGACCUUGGCAAAAAUGGAAUACGAUAAAUUAUUGGAGAUAUCUAACAUGUGGUGAUGCAUCAACAUUUUCAUGUGUCCAAUCUAGAAGAAGAUUGUAAUAUGUACAUCAGAAAGAAUUAGUUGUCUUCGCUUUGAAGCUAAUCGAUUAGGUUCUGUUGACAUGCAUUGCCUGCACAAAUAAUGCUCAUUGUUGGUUGUUA